Molecule: messenger RNA, 1197 nt
Organism: Lipotes vexillifer (Yangtze River dolphin)
Lineage: Eukaryota; Metazoa; Chordata; Mammalia; Artiodactyla; Lipotidae
Product: lipase member N
Exons: 9
Coding region: 1-1197 (398 amino acids)
Molecular function (GO): hydrolase activity, acting on ester bonds
Source: RefSeq, a predicted model, not a curated record
AUGAUGUGGCUGUUUUUAACAACAACCUAUUUGAUUUGUGGAACUUUAAAUGCUGGUGGAUUCUUUAAUUUGGAGAAAGAAGCAAAUCCUGAAGUGUGGAUGAAUAUUAGUGAAAUCAUCACCUACAAUGGCUACCCCAGUGAGGAGUACGAAGUAACCACGCAAGAUGGGUACAUACUCAGUGUCAACAGAAUUCCCCAUGGACAAAGAGACACUAGGAGCACAGGUGCCCAGCCAGUUGUAUACUUGCAGCAUGCUCUGUUUGCAGACAGUGCCUCCUGGCUUGAGAAUUACGCCAAUGGCAGCCUUGGAUUCCUUCUAGCAGAUGCAGGUUACGACGUAUGGAUGGGAAACAGUCGGGGCAACACUUGGUCAAGGAGACACAAAACACUCUCAGUGAAUGAAGAGGAAUUCUGGGCCUUUAGCUUUGAUGAAAUGGCCAAAUAUGAUCUCCCAGGAAUAAUAGAUUUCAUUGUAAACAAAACUGGUCAAGAGAAGUUGUAUUUCAUUGGACAUUCACUUGGUACUACAAUAGGGUUUGCAGCCUUUGCCACCAUGCCUGAACUGGCACAAAGAAUCAAAAUGAAUUUUGCUUUGGGUCCUGUGAUCUCAUUCAAAUACCCCACGGGCAUUUUUACCAGUUUUUUCCUACUUCCAAGUUCCUCAGUCAAGAGGAUUUUUGGUACCAAAGGUUUCUUUUUAGAAGAUAAAAUAGGGAAGUCACCUUCUACCAAAAUCUGCAACAAUAAAAUAUUGUGGGUGAUAUGUAUUGAACUUAUGUCUUUAUGGGCCGGAUUCAACAUGAAAAAUGUGAACAUGAGCCGAAUGGAUGUGUAUAUGUCCCAUGCUCCCACUGGAUCGUCAAUACAGAACAUCCUACAUAUAAAACAGCUUUACAGAUCUGAUGAAUUCAGAGCUUAUGACUGGGGAAGUGAAGCUGAGAACAUGCAUCAUUACAAUCAGAGUCGUCCCCCACUAUAUGACCUGACUGCCAUGAAAGUGCCUACUGCUAUUUGGGUUGGUGGAAGUGAUGUCCUUGUAACACCCCAGGAUGUAACCAGGGUACUCCCCAAAAUCAGGAAUCUCCAUUACUUCAACCUAUUGCCAGAUUGGAACCACUUUGAUUUCAUCUGGGGCCUCGAUGCUGCUCAACGGGUGUACAGUAAAAUCAUAGAUUUGAUGAAGUCAUUUCCCUGA